Molecule: messenger RNA, 5313 nt
Organism: Papilio polytes (common Mormon)
Lineage: Eukaryota; Metazoa; Arthropoda; Insecta; Lepidoptera; Papilionidae
Gene: inaD
Product: inactivation-no-after-potential D protein
Exons: 13
Coding region: 469-1893 (474 amino acids)
Molecular function (GO): protein binding; ubiquitin-protein transferase activity
Source: RefSeq, a predicted model, not a curated record
AAAAACCAUUUUUAACGUAGCAAAUAAAAUCAGCUCAAAUAACAAGACUGAAUGAUUACGAAUUAGAAAAUAAAGGAAUUAAUGACAAUAAAAAGAAACAUUUAUAACUAAAUAGUUAGAAUAAACAAGAGAUAGUUUUUAUCUACUAAAGUGCAUCAAUUAUACACGUCAAUUACAUGUCCUAAAUUUACAAAACCGCGUGCAGACGCUAUCUUGGCUAUUAUUAUUGUGCUAAAAUUUAAAACUACAAAUUGUCCAGUAAUAUUUCUGAAGAUUACAUGCGAUACAAGUUUAUAAGAACGGAAAGUACGCUAGGAAAACGGCGUGCGUCCGCCAUCUUGUUUGUCAGUGUUGUAUUGGCGGUAAAACGGCACGUUGUCGCACGCGCUGUGCGCCGAGUGCGUGCGGCGAGCGGGUCGCGCGCGCAUCGGGCUCGCGCGCGACCUCGAGUCAUGUCCUGAAAGGGUCAUGGAGACGAUCUCCGAGGAUGCUGAGGCGGAAUUGGAACUUGAUAAAAUCCGCAAGAAGUAUGCUUCCCUCGGAGACAGCAUCAUCGUGGUCAAACUGGAGAGGUCCCCGAAAGCGGGGCUCGGUCUCAGCUUGGCAGGGCACCGGGACCGCAGCCGCAUGGCGGUCUUCAUCUGUGGUCUUCAUCCUGCGGGAUCCGCCGCCAAAUCUUCACCACCUAUUAAAGUCGGCGAUGAGAUCUUGGAGGUGAACGGGAUAGUACUACACGGCAGAUGUCAUCUCAACGCGUCGGCUAUCAUCAAAGGACUGGUGGGACCUGUCUUCAAGAUAAUUCUUCUAAGACGUAAAGCGGCGUUAGAAGACGUUGCCGUGAAACCUUUAACGCAGUUUCCUGUCGGCCUUGAUGAAGAAUCGGAGGAUCGAUUUGCCGGCUACAAAGGAGUACGAGACAUCACCAUCAAAAAGGGCCCAGCUGGACUAGGUAUCAUGAUAAUAGAAGGUCGGCACACGGAGGCUGGGCGCGGAAUAUUCGUAUCCGACUUACAGGAGGGUAGCGCCGCGGAACAAGCUGGUCUUAACAUCGGUGAUAUGAUACUCGCCGUGAACAGAGACUCUUUGCUAAGUUGCAGCUACGAUGCCGCGGCUGCUAAACUGAAACACACGGAAGGCGUGGUCAUACUGACAGUGUGCAGUCCCAACAUGAAGGACCCUGAUAAAGAAGAUCCUUCGGGAACUUCUGGUGCGAGUGGGAAUCAAACUCCAGACGCGUUGUCCGCCGGCGCGUCGCGCCCGCAGACACCACGACCUACUCCUUCGCCUGCUAAAGCGGAGCCGCCGCCCGACCCCGCGACAGCGCCCGUGAAGCCAAACCAGGAGAUGGUGAUUGAGAUCAACUCCAAUAAUGAACACCUCGGCGUGGUGCUGCUCGGCGGCAGCGAUACAUUGAUCAAUGGCGCGGGCGCAGUGAUCCUGGACAUCUACAAGGCGGGCGCGCUGGGCCGCGACGGGCGGCUGCAGGUGGGCGACCAGAUCCGCGAGUGCAACGGCGUCGCCCUCACCGACAAGAUGGCGCACGAGAGGGUCUGCCUCUCCAUCAAACUUAAAGCGCCAAAGUUGAAGCUGACCGUGUUCCGGCCGGAGCCGGUGCAGUACGAGGAUGUGGAGGUGGAGCUGGCGAGGAAGGCGGGACGAGUGCUGGGACUGACUUGUGUCGCGCCAGUGCAGGGGACUGGCGUCUACAUUGGAGACCUGCUGCCCGGCUCUCCUGCAGAAGUUGACGGUAGAAUUCAAAAAGGUGACUUGUUAGUGUCAGUCGACGGUAAGGAUUUGACGGGAGCGGACUACAUCGCGGCUGCGACGGCAUUAAAAUUAUGCGCCAAUAAAACCGUAAUUAAAGUGAAAAGAUUUAAAAUAAUUAGUAAAUAAAUUGACAAUGCAAAAGUGACUUUAUUACGUUUGAAUUAAGUUUUAUUUCUAUGUGUUAUUGACGUUUUUAUUUUAGUGUAAAUAUGAAUUACUUUUGAGUGCCGUAAAUGUGAUUUAUUUAAUACAAUUUUAGUUUUAAAGAACAGUGAAAUCUCGAUUUAAUUUCGUAAGCAACAAGGUUUAUUUUUCUAAUUCUGUUUAUUUUUAUUGUAAUGCAUUGUACUUAUUUGUUCAAUUUUAAAUUUGUAUUUCUAAUAUUAUAAAAUGUAAUUAUCGAGCUGCGAGCGAGUUUAGACUUUAACACCAUUGUUUAGGGCACAUUUUAUAUUUUAUUAAUUAUAAAUAUUCUUUUAUUAUUUUGCAUUUUAAUUUUGAAAUCGAUUAAAAAUUAUCAUUUUUUGAAUUCCUCAAAUGUUAUUGAAUUAUGUUAUUUAUGCUGUUUACAAUAAGGUUUGUUUUGCCUUUGUGUAACCAAUAACCUAUGUAGAUUUUUAAUAAAUAAAAAAUAAUGCACCAGUAAUUUAACCAAAUAAAGUACAAUUUAAAGCUUUCUAAUAAAUUCAAUAUAUAAUUUUACAUUUUUAUGUGAACGUGUGCAGAUUUUUAUCAAGCAAAAUUAAGCUUUAUUCUAUUGUAAUAAGAUUUAAUUUUACUUUACUCUUGCUUAUGAGAAAAUUCUUGCUAUAUAUUAAAUCUAAUUUCAAUUGGAUAAAGGUCAGUGUUCAAGGAGUUUUUACACGUUUUUAGCCAAAAUGUAUAUCGUAAAAGAUUUAGAAAUAAAACUAUUUUUAACGGAGACAUGUGUAAUGAUAAAAUAUGUACAGAAAAAGGACUAUAAAAAAGUGAUGACGUCGACAAUGUGUUCUAAUUUUGAAUAAUUCAAUUUCUUCUUCUUUUCUAAUGGCUUGACUCUAAAAACGUGUAAAAACUCCUUGAACAGUCAGUUUUAUUUGCGAUAAAUAAACGUUCUGGUCGACGAACCCAAGUACUUUGCCAAAGUGUAAUGCACUAGAGAUAAAUAUUUUAUUUAUAGUACAAUAGAAAAUAAUAAUUAAAAGUGAAUAGACAAUAAGAAGUUUGUUUUUAUUACGGCUUUUAAUACGAGUAUUAAAAUAUAGAGAUAAAGCUUAGAUAGUUUUAGAAUUUUCUAGAAAUAAAUCAGUUUUGUUGCCGAAACAUUUAUAGAAACAGACUCUUGACAACAACGGCCGAAUAUUGAAACGACAGUAACAUAUGAAAGAAUGUCUACAGCCACGUUUCAUUUCUGAAUAACACUAUUUUGAUCAGAUUGUAAAUUUACGCGAAGUAUUAUAUUCGUUUCAAAAUUCAGCCAUGAGAGAUGUUUCUGUAUAUGUUUUUCGACAAUGGAAACAACUUCUUGGACUAGAAAUUGUAUGUUGCCAUAUAAAUUAAACAUUAAAAGUACAUUAAAAAAAUAUUGCACUGAAUAACUAAUAUCUAGUUACACGUAGUUUUGGAAUUAAGAACCAAAUACUGUCUCUCUCUAAUAAGUGAAAAUGUAAUGAGACAACACUAUGAUAAAAAUAAUGAAUCUAAGAAAUAAUGUUCGGAUAGUUACUUAAUUUUGUAACUAGAUGGCGCUGUAUUAUAUUUUAUGAAAAAUUAAUUGUCGAUUUGUUGGUUUAAAUAAAUUUGCCAACAAAAAAUAUGAAAUAUACGUAUUAUCUAAAAUUUAAAUGACUUAAACGUUUGUAAAUAAGUUUCUAACACAUUAGAAAGCUAGCUGCAACAUUAAUCGAUCAAUUAUGAUAUUUAAAAAAAAUAUAGACAACAUCGAUUCUUUAUUGUUUAAAUAUAUUUUUUUUAAUUAGUUAAAGGCAUACACAUAAAUAAGAUAUUAAAAACAGCUAAAUAUAUUUUUUAACCAAUUCUUGUAUGAUAAUUGUAUUUGCAACAAGAUUACUUGUAAUAAUCACCUUUAAAAUUAGUUUUAAUAAUUAAAAUCCUAUUUAACUGAUGAAACAUAGCUUUUUUGUUAUUAUUGUUCAUUUAUUUUGUUUCAAUAUGCACACUGUACAGUCAGCUUCAUAAAUAUGUAACCAUUUACAAAACUUAAAGGUCUUCGGUUUCGAAAAUUGUUAUUCACGUCAAUACCUUGAAUUUUAAGUUCCAAGCAUACAUAUUUGUACAUUUAUAUUUUUAAAACUGAAGACGUAUAAAAGUUCUAAAACUUUGUACACGUAUACAAAUUUGUUAAGCUAACUGUACUUUUACGUGUGUCCUGUUUUUGCCAGCGAUCAAAAUUUGUAACAUUAAAAACGAAAAUAAAAAAACUUAAGUUAAAACCAAUAUAGAUAAUUAAAUGACACUGUAGUUAAGUACAGCGUAGCCUAAUUCUAAAUCAUUGUAAAUUGUAAAAAAAAAUAAAAAAAAACAUCCUCUUCCUGGUAACAAUGUAAACAUAUUGUAUAUACCAUAAGUAUUGUAAUUCAUAUAGCAACACUUUUGUAGAUUACAUCUUUUGCCAAUUUUAUAUUCCAUAUAUAAUUGUAGACAUAAUGCAGGUUACACACGUUAGGUUUCACAAGACGUUUUUGUUGUGGGGUUUAGAUUGUUUUUUUAAUUCACUAAUAUUUUUUGUUUUAUUCUAAGCUUGUGGCAGAACAUUAUUUGCAAUAGUCGGUCGAGAUUAGAAUUAAAUAUUAGGCAUAUGGUUGACAUCCUCUGUAGUCUAUAGUAAACUUUAGUGUGUAUUUCCACUACCCUAUUAUUUAUAAUAAUAAAUAUAGUAGUCUACGGUUUAUCAAAGAAAAUGAAGGGGACAGUUAUGUUUGAAAGCCAAAGUUAUCUUGUAAUGUGAAAAAAUCUGUUAUGCCAGUCACAUGCAAAACCGUCAUGUAUUCUAACGUGUGUAGCCGACAUAAGUAAUGCCUUUCCUUCUUGAUGUAGAUUAAAAAUAUAGAUAAUUAAAAAAUAAAUAUGUGCCACAGAUUAUAUUUCGAAUUUUUGACAGAUGCAGCAUUUUGUACGUAUUUUAUUUUGAUAAUCAGACAUUUUAGGAAAUAAAUCUUUGCCUUGUAAUUAAUUGUUAUUAAUCAAUCGCUUUCUCUUCUCUUAUUGUAGUUAAAUUUAAUUAUUUAUUAUAUAAGUUUAGUGAAAAAAUACGUAGAGAAAUUGAACUUUUAAUAUUAACGUAGAUUAAAGAAUAGAAGUGUUUCGAUUUUAUAGCGACUUUGAAAAUAUUACAAGUUUAUAUGUUUAAUUCGUGCUGUUUGAACCGUGGGUUUUCACUGCUGAGGACAUGUACAAACAUGUAUUGCUGUCUCUGUUUUAUUCAAUAUGAGAGAGCGAGAUGGCACUAUUUUUCUUUCAACAGUGAAAGCCCGUAGUUUAUGUUUAUUCGUAAAACAAUGCGACCUACUGGAAAUACAACAAUGUAAUAAAUUGUGCGCUUUUUAA